Molecule: messenger RNA, 563 nt
Organism: Acaulospora morrowiae
Lineage: Eukaryota; Fungi; Glomeromycota; Glomeromycetes; Diversisporales; Acaulosporaceae
Source: the annotation of a GenBank genome assembly
GCUCCCGCUGGUGCGUUCAAUCAAUGUAUCAGGACAUAAAUAUGGAUUAUGCUAUGCUGGAAUUGGAUGGGCCAUUUGGAAGUCACCAAAAUAUUUACCCGAAGAAUUGAUCUUUAAUGUGAAUUAUCUAGGAAGUGAUCAAGCAUCAUUCACAUUAAAUUUUUCCAAAAGUGCUGCUCCCAUAAUUGCUCAGUAUUAUGUGUUAAUUCGACUUGGACGUGCAGGAUUCACUGCGAUUAUGAAUAACUUGAUGGAUGUUUCAAGAAACCUUGCAGAUCGAUUAGAGAAAACUGGUAAAUUUACAAUAUUGAGUGAUCGCACGGGAAAUGGUUUGCCACUUGUAGCUUUCCGUCUGGCUGCCAAAGAUAUACAUUAUGAUGAAUUUGAUGUAGCGCAAAAACUCCGAGAGCGCGGAUGGAUUGUACCAGCUUAUACCAUGGCACCUCACACUGAACAUAUUAAAUUAUUGCGUAUUGUCGUGCGUGAAGAUUUUUCGCAGUCACGUUGCGAUGGUCUUAUUACCGAUAUUUUAUGUACCCUGGAUCAGUUGGAUCAGUUGGACC